Messenger RNA from Conger conger (European conger), 2427 nucleotides. RefSeq names its product kinesin-like protein KIFC3. Lineage: Eukaryota; Metazoa; Chordata; Actinopteri; Anguilliformes; Congridae. The coding region runs from base 1 to 2262 and encodes 753 amino acids. Gene Ontology annotation, molecular function: microtubule motor activity; microtubule binding; ATP binding. The transcript is spliced from 14 exons. Gene Ontology annotation, biological process: microtubule-based movement. The record is from RefSeq and is a predicted model, not a curated record.
AUGGGUAGCGCUGCCUCCGUAUCGGAUGCGAAAAAAGAAGAGGUCGAGGUUGCCCCCCGUCGAGUAGCGGAGGAGGACGAUGCCCAAGUUAAAGACGAGCAGAGCGUCGCGCCUCAUAACGUCGAAGAAGAACAAACAUCACGGCAAGAGGAACCUGCAAGUCACGUUGUUGACAUUUCGUCCAGCGAGGAGAACGAUGCGGAGACGCAGGAUGAGGCGGGCGAAGAAAUCGAGACCUUGCUUAGAAAGACCAUGACAGAGGCGUCUACAGAAACGGAGCUGUCUUUAGCCUUUGAGAGCUUCCUCCAUAAGGACGGUACCCUGUACAGCUGUUUCAGUCAGCAUGGAAGCAGGGUGUACGUGGAUGAAACAAACCAGGUAACCAAUCAGAACGCGCCGCCCUCCGGCGGCCACGCCCACACGCCCGCCGAACCGGCGGUUGCCGACGACGACCGCGCCAGCGCCGUGUACAUUCAGGGGAAGGGGAUGAUCAUGACGUACAUGUUCGAGGAGAAGGCCAACACCUGCCGCUACUUCGACCCGCAGACCGGCCUCUGGCUCCUCAUGCCCCUGCAGUGGGAGAUGGACGUGGAGUUUGUGCGAACGCGAGUCCAGCGGGUCAUGGGCGCUCUGCCAGGGCUGGGGGAUCAGAAGGAGAUCACGGCGGCCCUCAGGCAGUGUAACUACGACCCCGACGAGGUCAUCUCCGCGUACCUCACCAUCUUCGGAGACGUGCUCUUCCAGCCAGCGGACAGAGAGCAGCACAACCGGGAGCUCAACUCCUUCAGGAGCCACCUGGAGAAGGACCGGGCGAUAGAGGACCUGAAGCAGAAGCUCCAGGACCGGGAGAGGGAGGCGGAGGCCCUCCUCCAGAGGAACAGCUCCCUGGCCCGGGAGGCGCAGUACCUGUCCGACGUGCUGCAGCACCUCAACCUCCAGGUGGCCGAGCUGGAGGCGGACCGGCAGGAGGCGCGGGAGAAGAUACGCGCCCUGCUCUCCCGCCGCCCCACGGCGCCCCCCGUCAGACCGGAGCCCAAACCCGGCGUGGACCCCGCCCGCCUCCGGGCCCUCAGCGGCCUGACCCGGGGCCUCAACGUGGCCAACAAGCAGCUGCGCGCCUCCCUGGGCCAGUGGCUGCAGGAGGCGCGGCUCCAGAUGAGGGAGCUGGAGGAGGAGGCGCGCAGGGAGGCGCGGGAGCUCCGGGGGCUCUACAGGAAGGAGGCCGUGGAGAGGAAGGCGCUGUAUAACCGGCUCCUGGAGCUGCAGGGGAACAUCCGGGUGUUCUGCCGCUGCCGCGCCAGCCCGGCCGCCACCUCCUGCCUGGACGUGUCCGAGGAGGAGGAGGUGGCCGUCACCCAGAAGGGGGGCAAGAGGAGGUUCCUCUUCGACAAGGUGUACCCCUCCAGCGCCUCGCAGGAGAAAGUGUUUGAGGGGACCCUUCCCAUAAUAACCUCCUGUGCUGAUGGGUUCAACGUCUGCAUCCUGGCCUACGGGCAGACCGGCUCUGGGAAGACCUACACCAUGAUGGGCCCCAAAGAUAAACCCGGGGUCAAUGUGAGGUCCAUCAGAGAGCUCUUACGCAUCUGUAAAGAGAGAGAGAAGGUCACCUACGCUCUGAAGAUCUCCAUGUUAGAAAUUUACAACGACAGCUUGAACGACCUCUUGGCGAAAGGUCCGGCCGGUCAUUUGGAGAUAAGGGCCCAAGGGAAGUCCGUCACCGUUCCCGGACUCACGGCCAUGGAUGUGGAGACAGAGGAGCACAUCUUAAAUGUCAUGGAGCUGGGCGAGAAAAACCGGAAGAUCGCCUCCACCAAAAUGAACAUACAGAGCUCCCGUUCCCACCUCAUCCUGACCCUGCGGGUGGAGGGGACGGACAGCGUUUCCGGGGCGACGUCCCACGGCACCCUGACCCUGUGUGACCUGGCGGGGUCCGAGCGCAUCUCCAAAACCGAGGCCACGGGGGCGCGGCUGCUGGAGGCCGCCUCCAUCAACAAGUCCCUGACCGCCCUGGGCCAGGUGUUCAGCGCUCUGAAAUGCAACGCGCUGCACGUGCCCUUCAGAAACUCCAAACUCACACACCUCCUGCAGCCCUGUCUCAGUGGAGACGCCAAGGCCUGCGUGUUCGUGAACGUCAGCCCGGAGCCUGCGAACCUGUCCGAGACCCUCAGCACCCUGCAGUUCGGAUCGUCCAUCCGACAGGUGGUCCUGGGAAAAGCCACUCAACACGUAGCUCCCGCACAGAACGCCAAGGCUGACAAAUAAGUUUACACUCCCUGGGGCCCCUCACUCAUGUGCGGGAAACAUUUGUGUGUCGCAGUUCUGCGAUUAGAAAGCUGGGGUUGGUGAACUGGACUUAACCUGACUUGUAAAAAGGGAAUUAUAAUCUCUGCUGGACGCUGUGCAUUCAGUGUGAGUGCCUGUUGGAUU